Penicillium expansum is the source of this 1584-nucleotide messenger RNA. Its product is annotated as putative MFS transporter. Gene Ontology annotation, biological process: transmembrane transport. Bases 1 to 1584 code for a protein of 527 amino acids. Lineage: Eukaryota; Fungi; Ascomycota; Eurotiomycetes; Eurotiales; Aspergillaceae. Gene Ontology annotation, molecular function: transmembrane transporter activity. The transcript is spliced from 4 exons. The record is from RefSeq and is a predicted model, not a curated record.
AUGAACCAUAACAAGCCAACCCACGAGGAAGUAGAGAGGGUUCAAACUGAGGACGAUCCCAAAGCCCUCAAGCACCAGACCCUUGGCCAUGUCCGCCUCCGCCACGAACAUACGAACGAGCUCAUCCUCAUUCCGGCACCAAGUCUCGACCCGAACGAUCCUCUACGAUGGUCCACUCCAUACAAAAUCUAUAUCGCCACCCUGGUCUCCCUCGCCAUGAUAAUGUGCAACUUUAUGGCCGCGGGCCCCUCCGUUGCAAUGGUCGAAAUCGCCACGGAUUUCAAACAGGGUGGAGACACUACGCUGACCGACUGGAUCGCCCGCGCCGCCUACUUCUUCAGCAAUAGCGCCCUCCUCCAGGGCGUGUCGUGCAUAGCCUGGGUACCGCUGGUGGUCAAGUACGGCCGGCGCCCGGUGUAUAUCGCCUCGCUUAUCCUGUAUUUCUUCAUGAUUCUCGGCGCUGGGCUGGCAAAAACUUACGUGGGCGAGCUGACAGCCCGGACGAUUCUGGGAAUUGGGGCAGGCGCGGGAGAAUGCUUGGCUCCUGUGACUAUGGCGGAUAUAUUUUAUCUCCAUCAGAGGGGGUACGGGAUGGCGAUCUACAACUCAGCUCUCAGUGCGGGAGUUAGCUUGGGAAUUAUCAUUUCGGGCCUGGUGACAAUUUCUAAUUCCUGGAGGAGCAUAUACUGGGUUGGUGCCGGGCUCGUCGGCGGCCUCCUCAUCGUCGUUGUGUUCUUCUUCCCCGAAACGGCCUUCACACGUACCGACUCUCUUGACAAUGUCCACACACUCGAAGACACCCCCCACAAAGAAUCCUACUGGCAAACUCUAAAGCCCUGGUCGGGAAAAACAUACACAUCUGAGCCCGUCUGGCGCAUGUUCGUGCGUCCCUUCGGGCUGAUCCUCAUCCCGCCAGUCUUCUGGGCGACAAUGGUCAUGUCUGUAACAAUCGGCUUCCUCGUCGCCGUCGUAUCAAAUUUUGCUACGGCUUUUAACACGACCUACGGCUUUGAGCCGUGGCAGAGCGGACUGUGCUUUAUUGCUGGAAUCAUCGGCUGUUUCCUAGGGACGUUUGCCGGCGGGCCGUUCUCAGACUGGGUUGCCGAUGUGUUCACGAGGCGCAAUGGAGGUAUUCGUGAGCCCGAGAUGCGUCUGCCGGCUAUCAUCCCGAGUUUGAUUGGGUGUCCGUUAGGUUUGGUGUUGUAUGGCGUUGGGAUUGCGGAGAGGUGGCAUUGGAUGGUGCCCACCGUGGGGUUGGGGCUUUUGUCAUUCUCCAUUACUCAAGGAACGAACGUCUCCUUUGUCUACUGUGUUGACUGUUUCCGUCCUGUGACCGGAGAAGUCACUGUAACCCAGCUUGCGUUCAAAUCAUGCUUCGGCUUCCUUCUCUCCUUCUACACAAACCCCUGGAUUGACCAGUCUGGAUACAAAGGCGCAUUCUGCGCCAUGGCUGGUAUCUCCGUGGCGUUUAUAUCGGGGUUCAUCCCGCUGUUCUUCUGGGGUAAGGCGAUUCGACAAGCGGCGAUGAGGUGGCCCUUUGUGCAGUUUGUGUUCUGGGAGGUGGAUCGUGAGGUUGGUGAGUAG